GUACCAGCCCCUUUAGUUAUUUCUACUCCGCCCAUACUAGACCCACAAAACCUUGUAAACGAAUCACUCGGUCUUCUCUCCAAGACUCUGAUUUCCCUACCAGCACAUCUCCAGAUCCUGGAAAAACUCAGGAUGGAACUGAUCCAAGAUGUCUCCCGGCCACCCCUGGUGUCUGUGAAGGGUAUUCCACUCAUCAAGUACUUUGCUGAAUGUAUUGAACGGCUGAAGGAUCUUCAGGUCUGGCCCGAUGAUGUCCUCAUCAGCACCUACCCCAAAUCUGGAACAACCUGGGUGAGCGAGAUCUUAGAUAUGAUCUACCAGGGGGGUGACCAGGAGAAAUGCCAGCGGGGCCCAAUCUACACCCGGGUGCCAUUUCUUGAAUUCAAGGCCCCAGGAAUCCUCUCAGGCAUGGAGACUCUAAAGCAAAUACCUGCACCUCGACUAAUCAAGACCCACCUGCCUCUGUUACUGCUCCCCCAGGCUCUGCUGGAUCGGAAGGUCAAGAUCAUCUAUAUGGCAAGAAAUGCCAAGGAUGUGGCAGUCUCCUAUUUCAACUUCUAUAAGAUGGCAAAGGUACACCCUGAUCCUGGGGCCUGGGAGGACUUCCUGGAGAAAUUUAUGACUGGGCAAGUUUGCUACGGUUCCUGGUACCAGCACGUACAGGAAUGGUGGGAGUUGAGGAAGCGUCAGCCAGUUCUCUACCUCUUCUAUGAAGACAUGAAGAAGAAUCCCAAGAGGGAAAUUCAGAAGAUCACAGAAUUUGUGGGACGGCCACUGCCAGAGGAUAUCAUAGACCGAAUUGUCCAACAGACAUCUUUCAAGAAGAUGCAGGAGAACCCCAUGACCAACUAUACCACUGCCCCCACAGAAGUCAUGGACCACUCAAUUUCUCCCUUCAUGAGGAAGGGUAUUACUGGAGACUGGAAGAACACCUUCACUGUAGCCCAGAAUGAGAGGUUUGAUGCUGACUAUGAAAAGAAGAUGGCUGACUCAGACCUUCACUUUCAUACUGACCUCUGAAUGGCAACAGGAAGAGAGGAUCACCAACCCAUACCUCUGUAUCAGCCCCCAAUUUUUCCAGUCUUCUAUUAAUCUUUUUCAGCAUGCAAAAUUAGCACACCUAUAUUCUAACAGGAAAAAAUCUAACUCACUCUCAGUGUUACAAAGAGUUUAUUCUGCUUACCUAUUGUAAACAUGGUCUCAGUCUAAAAAAAUAAAAUGAUUUACACCCUAA
Phascolarctos cinereus (koala) is the source of this 1234-nucleotide messenger RNA. RefSeq names its product sulfotransferase 1A1-like. The record is from RefSeq and is a predicted model, not a curated record. Gene Ontology annotation, molecular function: sulfotransferase activity. NCBI's taxonomy places the organism in Eukaryota, Metazoa, Chordata, Mammalia, Diprotodontia, Phascolarctidae.